GCCCCGCCAGCCCCGCAGCGACCCCGCCAGCCACUGUUUUCCGGCCACAGUAGCAGAGACUCACAAGUCCUAAGCUCUGCCCCAACAUGGCCAACAAGGGUCCUUCCUACGGCAUGAGCCGCGAGGUGCAAUCCAAAAUCGAGAAGAAGUACGACGAGGAGCUGGAGGAGCGGCUAGUGGAGUGGAUCGUCAUGCAGUGCGGGCCCGACGUGGGGCGUCCAGACCGCGGGCGCCUGGGCUUCCAGGUGUGGCUGAAGAACGGCGUGAUCCUGAGCAAGCUGGUGAACAGCCUGUAUCCCGAGGGCUCCAAGCCGGUGAAGGUGCCCGAGAACCCGCCCUCCAUGGUGUUCAAGCAGAUGGAGCAGGUGGCUCAGUUCCUGAAGGCCGCUGAGGACUAUGGGGUCACCAAGACGGACAUGUUCCAGACCGUUGACCUCUUUGAAGGCAAAGAUUUGGCAGCAGUGCAAAGGACAGUGAUGGCUUUGGGCAGCUUGGCCGUGACCAAGAAUGACGGGCACUACCGCGGGGACCCCAACUGGUUCAUGAAGAAAUCCCAGGAGCACAAGAGGGAGUUCACAGAGAGCCAGCUGCAGGAGGGGAAGCAUGUCAUCGGCCUGCAGAUGGGCAGCAACCGAGGGGCCUCCCAGGCGGGCAUGACCGGCUACGGCCGGCCUCGGCAGAUCAUCAGCUAGAGCCCUGCCCCCCCCCCCCCCACACCUGUGGGGAUCCCUAGCCCUGGCCAAGCUUUGGGGCUGUCCCCGGGCAGAGGUGACCGCACGCAGGCAGCUUCUCCACGCCCCUGCCUCAGCCAGCUUCUUCCCUCCGAGCACCGUGGCCCUGGCCCCUCCGGCCGCACCCCACCUCUCCCCUCUCGGCCCCCGGGCUCAGCGGGGGGCAGUGGGCCUGGGCACAGAGCCUGUCCCCCUGGGCCGCAGAGGCGCCUGCAGGAGGCCCGGCCCCGCCUCCUUGCCCCCCCUUCUUUUGCUGGAAUAUUUUUGGGAUUGAAAUUCAGAAAAAGAAACAAAUAUAUCCAUGUCUUUUCUCA
Molecule: messenger RNA, 1045 nt
Organism: Perognathus longimembris pacificus (Pacific pocket mouse)
Lineage: Eukaryota; Metazoa; Chordata; Mammalia; Rodentia; Heteromyidae
Gene: Tagln
Product: transgelin
Exons: 7
Coding region: 87-692 (201 amino acids)
Molecular function (GO): protein binding
Source: RefSeq, a predicted model, not a curated record